Molecule: messenger RNA, 3785 nt
Organism: Vitrella brassicaformis
Lineage: Eukaryota; Vitrellaceae
Source: the annotation of a GenBank genome assembly
GGCUGAUUGACGGCUCUCGGUCUAGAGGCGCUGUGCUUUGCCGAGUCGCUUUGUGUAGACAACAAACGUACACAUACGCCGCAUAGACCAAUGAGUGUUGGGUUACGCAUACGAGGGAUCGUCUCUAUAAUCUAGCUGACGUACACACACUCACACUAGCUACACAAUUAUGGGGCGACGUACACCCACCCAACAUUAACCACAGGAGCUACCUAGCAAAUGACCUAGCAACUCGACUCGGCCCGCAACGCCACGCCACUCACACCCGCGCCCCUCCUAGCUGCUUCCCAGUGUGUGUCUUGUCCAUCACUGUCUCUCUAUGGCACAGUGAGCUCACACAGUGGGCCUGUUCUGCUGUGGCCGCGAGGGAGAGGAGGGGAGGCUUCUCUCUGUGAACUGGCCCUCGUGCUGAAGACAUACGCCACACACACACACCAAUGUGCAUGGCUUCGCUGGUGCGUUUGUGUGUCGGCUCACGACUGGGUGAGGGCAUCCGAACUUUUCAUUCAAGAUCUGGGUGAAUGCCCCUUGCACCUUCAAGAACUGACACUCAAACAGCACAGCACAGCACGCCAGAUAUAAGAAUCAACAUCACUACAGUCCUGCUCGCUUCUUUGUACUUUGGUUGGGUGUGGGUCUUUCAGCAAAACGACAAUGCGGAUCUCCUGCCAGCAUCGGGGGUGACAUCCUGACACCCACACACACUCACACAUGGUACACAUGCUACCGACCAACCAUCCCCCAUAUGAUGUGUCACAAGUCAGCCUGUCCGUGAGUGGGUACCUACCGCUGUGCAAGACGGGCGAGCUGGGUGAGUCGGCCUGGAUUUUCUUCGGCCCUUUCUCUCCGUGCUUGUAGAAACCCACGUUGUGCAGGGGGUUCCUCUCGCCAGUGCCGUGGUGCAGCUCGCGAACUGUUGUGACAUGCACACAUACACGCACACACCACACACACACACACCAUGUGUGCAUGGUGGUAGAGCGAUUGGACGACGUGUUUCGCUGCCCACCGUCGACGAUAAUGUCGUCCUUUGAGACUUGAGCCCCCUGCGAUCCGUCGAGGUGGGUGUGCUGGCGGGAGUUGGCGAUGCGAGAUAUAUUGUCCUCGUUCAUGUGCUUCUCAACCUCAUCUAUCGGCUUGUCGAUGAAGUGCUCACCUUGCACAUCAACACACAGCACAGGUGAGUGAGUUGCAGGCAUAUGCUGGCUGGCUGUGUGUCAGCGGGUGAUUACCAACGACGCGAUAGAUGUCUCGCUGCUCCAGGCGGAGGAACAGGCUCUUGGCCCUGAUUUAGAAAGCAGCAAGGAUGGAUGGCCUUCUCUGUGUCCGUGGUCCGACUGACUCUUGCAGGCCCGGGUCGUUCGUAUCGUCGCUGCCACGAAUCAUCUGCAGGUACGCGCGCCCGCACAUGCAAACAAGUACAUCGCCAUGCUUUUCUGGCUCAUGGUGUGUCCUCCUGUUGAUGCACACGUACAUCUUCAAGUGAGUCGGUGAGGUACAGGUAGCCCUCGCAGUUGCCGUCCUCGAUGAUCUCCCUGACGGUCAUGCGCUUCCUCUCCCCCCCGCCCUUGGGCGUCACGAUGAAGGAGAUCGAGUCCUUGGCCGCGUUGAUGGCGCCACAAACCUGAAGGCAUGAAUAGAUUUGAUGUGUGGAGAUGUGUGUACAUCUAUUGUGUGAGUUUCUGACCAUGUGUUCCUGCGCGAUGACCUUGCUGUGGGUGUACACCUGCGAAGGCAGGCAGGCAAGCAGUCAGCCAGGCAGGCAGAGGGCAGACACGAAGUCGCCGUUGCUGAGCCAGCCACCUCACUUGGUCACUGACCUUCUUGAACAGCGAGUAUCUUGUCUGGUACAGCUCCACGACAGACUGCACCUCUUUGCUGGGAUAGCAUAUCUCCCCAUCUAUCACCAUCGCCUUGCUCAACAGACGAUCCGGAUUGUAGCUGGCACAUACACGUACAGACAGAGCACACCACACAUGGCUGAAUGAAUGGACACGUCCGCCUGUCUGGCUGCCUCACUCACCGUGGGAGCGUCCUUGGCGAGAUGCUCGCAUCGCGCUGCAGGUAGUCCAUCCUGCAUCCCAUACAGCACAGACGUCUCGAAAGAGACAGUCAUUCUGUGUGUCGGCGAUGAGAGGUCUACCGCUCAUCGCCGACACACAGCCCCUACCUGUCUGUAUCGAGGCCGUUGCGUUUGUUGGCGACGAUGUCGUACGCUGCCCGCUCCAGCGCAUCGAUUGGGGCGCCACUCUUCACAAACGGCCGAUCCUCUGGACGGGAUCUGCACAUCCACAGACAUAUCAGGCCCUGUAUGCUGUGUUGCUUGCUGGCUCGACUCACCCUUGAAUGAAGUCCUUGACCACCUGGCGGCCGUCGAGCGCAUCGAUCACCUCGGCAGCCUGAUGAUAUCGACCUAUGUGAGUGUGCCUCUCUUCUUCACGUCGCCGACUUACAAGCCACCUUUGGGUUGGUCGCGAUCAUGUCAUCGAAGAGGGCAAGCGACAUGUCCUCGUGACACCAAUUCUCAACUGCACACAUACACACACACAGCACCCAGAAUGAUGGGCGCCCUGUCUAUACGUGUGUGUGUAUGCUGCUCACGUCCAGGGAGCUUCCUCACAAGACCAAACUCGAACGUGUGACUCAUCGGGCCAUGGCCGAGGUCGUGACACAGGCCAGCAAUCUGCAGCAGACGGCUCAGACGUACCACACGCGGAUCGCUCAAUGAAACUCCCGCUUUGCUGACAACGAAAUACCACACAGGUGGAUGGAUAAACGACUGUUGCUUGCCUACACGGCGAGCAGCUCAAAGGCCUUCUUGGACAGAUACGCAACGCCCAGUGAGUGUUCGAAUCGUGUGUGCACGGCCCCCGGGUAGACCAAAUGGCAUGCGCCGAGCUGCUUGAGGCGCCUCAGCCGCUGCACCUGCGGCGUGUCGAUGAAACUAAACAACUCACGGUCGAAGGACAAUGAAUCACUGAAGGAAUCGACAAGCAGACCAAGCAAGGAGCGAACAAAUGAGCGAAUGAGUGAAUGAGUGAUUGCCUUCAUUCAUUCACUGUGACUGUGUGACUCACUAGAUUCGGUCGCUGACGGUCCUGACUGUCUUGUCGGUGAGCUUUGGCGGCACCGAGUCGAGCAGAUCCACCAGCUUGCAGAGGUCCACGGGGCUCUCCACCCAGUUGGCCAGGUGGUCCUCCUUCUCCCGCCGUGUCUUGGUGCUGAGCAUGCUGCACAGCCGCUGCACGUCGUCAAGCGUCAUCCGCUUUUUGUCCGGCAUCUCAACCUCCUCUGUCUCGCCACUCUUGCGCAACGCCUGCAUUCACCCACGUCAAUCAAUGAAAAUGAAAAACACAGGGCGACAGGAGUUUUCGUUCACUGCUUCCGUCGUUCGGACCGCUUCCAGGUUCCUUUUGAUGUGAAUGAGCCCGUGAUGACGCAGCCACCUGGCCAGGUCGGAGUCGCCCGCCGCGCCGCCCUCCGUGUGGCUCUUGAUGGCGGCAAAGAGCGCCUCCUUGUCGGCUUGCGCCACCUGGCAUCGCUGACACAGCCGAUCCAGCUGGUUGGAUGCUUCAGACAGGCGGAUGAGCGUCCCUAAUUCGCCAAGCCCAGCCUUGGCAAAGGGCUCCUGGAGAUGCUGCAGGUUGGCUGAGGAAAGGAGGUCACCCAGGGUGUAGGUGGGCUGCUCCGCUUUGAGUCUCUUGGGUGGCCGCUCCAUUGCUUGCAUGCUUAGGUACAAGAACCAGAAGAGUGGCCACACAAACAUUCACCGCGCAAAACAGUUC